ACCCGGAAGUGUCAGUCUCGUGAUUUUUUGUCGAUUUAUCAUUACUUUUUCGCAGUUUUCUGUUAUUCAUCAAACUAAAAGCGCUAGAUAUUUGCUUGAAAUUGAAGUGAAUUAUACAGUGGUUGCAGGUGUUCAUUUCAUUAUUCUACCAUUCAUGUGAUUGAAUUGAGAUAGCCUUUAGAGGCCACAAUGAAUGCAAUCAUCUCUCUGUGCCACUUCUGUGAGCUGCAUGGUCCGAGUGUCCUCUUCUGCACGCAGACAUUUCAUACUCAAGAUCCCCAGCAUGUGCUGAGUGCGGAGAGUCCAAUAUCUGCUGACAAGGAGGCUCCAUCAUAUUAUGUUCGAGACAGGGUCCGUUCUCCAACUGUUGAGGCUUCUGCAUCAGAUCCCGCUGAACAACAGACGCGUCCCAGUAAAGCUUCAGACCUAUGCGAGGCCUGUCGUUCAUUGCAACCAGACCAGCCUGGUUUUAUCAGUAAUGACCAUGAAGCUAAGGUCAGCUAUGUGAGUAGCCAGUACCCCGACCACCCUCAGGUAUUUUCCAUGGUUAGACAGGCUUGUCUAAGGAGCUUGAGUUGUGAGGUUUGUCCGGGGCGAGAAGGUCCAAUAUUCUUCGGUGACGACCACCGUGGCCAUGUAUUCAGUCACACCUUCUUCAUCCAAGACAGCCAGGCUCGUGGUUUUAGCCGUUGGUAUAGCAUAGUAGUGGCCAUGAUGGAUAAAGUGUACCUGUUGAAUUCUUGGCCAUUCCUUGUGCAGCAUAUAAAGGACAUCAUUGACCACAUUCAAGAAAAAGCCUCAGCAGUUUACCAAACAGAGCAGGCCAAGUGUCCGCAAAGAGCCCACAGACUUCUCACAGCUCACAUCAAUCCAGCAAACUUCAGGCAGCACCGUGGAGAAAAUAAACCUGCACGCUCACUCGUGGACUUGACGAAUGACAAGAACAUUUUCCGCUACCUACACCUGUCAUUCACGUGGGUGCUCAAGGCUUGUGGGAAUCGACUGACAGAGAAGCUUGUUGAAGGUCCACCGACUGAGGACUCGGUCAUUGAUUUGGAAAAGCAGGAAGAGACCGAUGAAGGCUUCAUCAAACUUUAUACCAAGAAGAAAGAUACAGCUGAGAAUGUUACACUGGAUGAAGAGUUGACAACAGACUACCCUGAACCGUCAUUCAAAAAUAUCAGGCAUUUGUUUAAGACUCUUGAUGCUGAGAAGUUCCACACUUUAGCUCACCACGUUGUGACAGGCAAUCAGAUUGUGGUGCGAUCAAGUAGUGAAAAUCUAACAAGAUCUCUUAUCAGCUGUUUAAAGGUGUUACUGCCCCGGGGAUGCUGCAGCGUCAAAGGAUACAGCAACACUUAUGAAGACUCCUGGCGCUGUAACUUUCUUGGUAUCCCGAAGACCGUCAUGAUGCCUCAACACGUGGUGACAUCAGAACACUACCUCCUCGUCGAGGUGCGAGGACCCCUGAACAAGCCCCCUGUGCCUACUGUCGCAGAUUUUGAGUUCAUGUUACAUUCAGAGGCUACUCUGCCUGAGAAAGGUCCCACGGUGCUUACCAAGAUGGAGUCCGCCAUUACCAAUGAGGAUUUACCAAUAGAGGUGGUUGAACAAUGCCUGAUAUGCCUCAAGGAAGAAUGGAUGAAUAAAGUCAAGGUGCUAUUCAUGUUUACCAAGGCUGGUGGUAGCCGGAGCGACGAGGACAACAAGAAGAUGCUAAAGGUCCUGGGGGCCCAGGAGGAGGACAAGAGGGUACUCAAGUUCUGGAUGACGGGCCUCAGUGUGCAGUACAGGAACCAUAUGCUGUCUGCGUCAAAGAGCCAAGCUUCAUGAGGGUUCAGUGUGCAGUGCAGGAGCCAUGUAGGACUGAGUAUUGCUGUUGAACAACUGACCAGCAAUGCACUCUGAUUCCAUUUUGUGUAAAAAUAAAGAAAGGAACAGAUGCUAAGUAGUUUGUGUUGCCAGUGUUGGCAGAUAUGGUGCUAUUUCGUAAUUUCAUUGCCCCAAUAAAUUUGAUUUGAUGUU
Messenger RNA from Lineus longissimus, 2025 nucleotides. RefSeq names its product folliculin-like. The coding region runs from base 190 to 1833 and encodes 547 amino acids. Gene Ontology annotation, molecular function: GTPase activator activity. The transcript is spliced from 10 exons. Gene Ontology annotation, cellular component: cytosol. Lineage: Eukaryota; Metazoa; Nemertea; Pilidiophora; Heteronemertea; Lineidae. Gene Ontology annotation, biological process: negative regulation of transcription by RNA polymerase II; positive regulation of transforming growth factor beta receptor signaling pathway; positive regulation of TORC1 signaling. The record is from RefSeq and is a predicted model, not a curated record.